UGAUCAGGCAUCACAGGGUGAUCCAAUAUUCUCUCAUGGCUCCGUAACCUUGUGAAUUUGUUCCGAGUAUUCAUGUAACAGGAUCGAUAUGCCGGGAGUGCCGUCUGGCAAAGGCUGCGAAGCUUGUCGUAAGCAAAAGAAGAAGUGUGAUCAAACAAUACCGAGAUGUUCAAGGUGUAACCGACUGGAUCUGCAGUGUAUCGGAGCUGGUAAACGCCGAUUCAAAUUCGUUACCACAGGCCACGAAAAGAAUGACCAAAAGAGUGAUAUUGGCCAGUGUCCACAUCGAGUAGUGCGGACACCGAGCAGUGAUACAACUACACUUGCUUCCUCUCUGAUAGGAAAGAUCUCUGCCUCAACAGGCGUACGUUUCAAUCUUGCUUGGUCCUUCGGGCCUUUCCUGGAUGACGUGCCUCGAAGACUCGGUAGAAACCAAGCAUUGGACGCAGCCACCAGAGCGCUUGUUACAGCUCAUUCAGACUAUUGUGUUCGACGCCCAGCAUCGACAUACGCCUUGAUCAGGUACUCUCAAGCACUAAGUAGCUUACGCAUAUGUCUUGACGACAGAGCGGAAGCGCAAUCUCCAGAGACGCUUUGCGCCGUAAUGCUGCUCAUGAGCUGCCAGGCGCUCCUCGGGACUACCGAAGAUCGCCGGACUGGCCAUGGCGAAGGUGCGGCAACUCUAUUGAUGAUCAGAGGAGAUUGCAGAUCAGGAGAUCCGUUUGAGCGCAAGCUCCUUGCAUCUCUAUACGCUUCUGUGUUAGUCGAAGGCAUCUUCAACCCCAAAAUUCAGUUCAGCAAUGCUGGUCUGAGACGAUUGGGUGAGCAAUACUUCAACCUCGAGAAUGACACAUGCAGGAUUAUGCACUGUCUGGCUGCUGUUCCAAGCUAUCUCGAUCACAGACACGGAAAGUUGUGCCCCGGGACCUUAUCUGAGGUACAUGCCGAUUACGAGAUUGUACGACAAAUUGCUACAAGAUCCCGCGACGAAUUGAGGCUGGCCGAGGAAUGUUCAGCCCCACAGACGUCAUGUUCUGGUCAAGGGCCGACGACCCAUGCUCACUUCCAACGAAUACACUGCCUCAACCUAAGCGCUGUCAUCUUACUCAAUCGGAUCCGUUUCGCUCUAGAUCAAAAGUCGGACUCGGAUUUGUGUAAGAGCGCAGACGAAAUUGCCCGAGAGAUCUUGUUGCAGGCUCGAGAUGCAUCGCGCUAUGCACCACUCGGAUCUUUGUACUUGAUUGCGUGUCUUUCCAUGGCAUGGCUCGGCGCACAAGAGGAGGAACUGAGGAGCGAUAUCGUAACUACCAUGCGGUCGUACUGGCCUGAAAAGAUGUCGCGGAUAGAAGCCGUCCUUGUCGCUCGAGAAAGACAUCUUUUGAAAUCGUGCAUGUUGGGACUGACUUGAGGAUGGAUUCGAUGGUCGUUGUGUUGGCAUUGCGAUUUGUAGCGCCAUGGUACGCGGAUAUCUCACAUGUAUAACAAGCCUACAUGUCAGUUAAAGUAUCGGUGUUCAACUUCGCAAGUAUUUCCGACACCUGUGCUUUCACAUCAGGACUUUGGAAAGUGACUUCUCUGCCAUUCAAGCGACGACUGGUUGAGAAAUGAGACAUGUAGUUCUUCGCGAGGUUGGUAGCAGCGAUAGCUGAAUUCUACUGUUAACGAGUCGGACAUUUGUCAGAUCCUUUCUCUCAAGGAGGUCACAUAAUCUCGUUAGGGAGAGCUUCCAGUCGAUCGCUCGUGGGAAGAGAAUUUAUCGUGCAGUUCGUCAGGUGUGUGGGAGGCAAGUGCUUGACGAGUGCAGCGACGGACAGAGAACACCCUGCCGAGAAAUGAUCAAUGGCGCAUUGAC
This is a messenger RNA of Aureobasidium subglaciale EXF-2481, 1852 nucleotides long. RefSeq lists its product as uncharacterized. NCBI's taxonomy places the organism in Eukaryota, Fungi, Ascomycota, Dothideomycetes, Dothideales, Saccotheciaceae. Gene Ontology annotation, molecular function: DNA-binding transcription factor activity, RNA polymerase II-specific; zinc ion binding. The transcript is spliced from 4 exons. Gene Ontology annotation, biological process: regulation of DNA-templated transcription. The coding region runs from base 89 to 1408 and encodes 439 amino acids. The record is from RefSeq and is a predicted model, not a curated record.